AUGGAUAUUUAUGAAGUCUUGAAGGAGAGAAGCGGCUUGAAAGACUUGUUGAGCUUCUUGAGGCGACCCUUCAUUGUCUCCUUGAUGGGAGCAGCAGUUUUGGGGUUUGGCCUGUUCCACCUCACCCACGACAAGCUCAUCCACUUUGUCACGUUCAUGGUACUCACCAUCGAGCUCUGGUUCGUAUUUGACGGUAAGAGGAGCGCAGGCAGAAAGAUCCGCCUUGUGGUGGUGGCGGUUGUUGCAAGUGCCAGUGUGGUGCUGGAGUACGCACAGUCGGUGAUCAACCCCUCGCGGGUGUUUGACGUCUACGACAUCGUGUACAACGUGGCAGGGCUGGUGGUUGGCAUUGUGGUGUGUGUGGUCUACGGCGUGGUUAGUUCGUGGAGAGAACGGCCCUCAUACCGACCACUAUCUGAUAUCGACGACGACUACGUGGAGAUCCUGAUGCGCGACGUGGAUCCGGAAAGGGAGCUGUCUGAGCCUGUCUGA
Messenger RNA from Suhomyces tanzawaensis NRRL Y-17324, 492 nucleotides. RefSeq lists its product as uncharacterized. NCBI's taxonomy places the organism in Eukaryota, Fungi, Ascomycota, Pichiomycetes, Serinales, Debaryomycetaceae. The record is from RefSeq and is a predicted model, not a curated record. The coding region runs from base 1 to 492 and encodes 163 amino acids. The transcript is spliced from 2 exons.